Molecule: messenger RNA, 5184 nt
Organism: Alosa sapidissima (American shad)
Lineage: Eukaryota; Metazoa; Chordata; Actinopteri; Clupeiformes; Clupeidae
Gene: srebf1
Product: sterol regulatory element binding transcription factor 1
Exons: 19
Coding region: 243-3758 (1171 amino acids)
Biological process (GO): regulation of transcription by RNA polymerase II
Cellular component (GO): nucleus
Molecular function (GO): RNA polymerase II cis-regulatory region sequence-specific DNA binding; protein dimerization activity; DNA-binding transcription factor activity, RNA polymerase II-specific
Source: RefSeq, a predicted model, not a curated record
UUUCCCUUGUGUGAUAGCUAGCAGGAAUGGAGAUGGCAAAGGACAGAUAGUUGACAGAUCAACAACAACUUUGAUGUCACCCAUGUAUUUCUCUAACACGUUAUAGGACGUCUUAGCAUGUGUUCCGAAAUGUCAGCAUAAUUUUUAAUCGCAAUAACGUUACGUGGAUUAUUGUAUGGCAUAAACCUUGGAUUUGUGACUGAGUCAGCUUGUUGGCUAACGCUGUUUUGGAACUGUAAAACAUGAAUACCUUGUCGUUUGACGAUCCCUCGCUGGAUCAUUUGGAUCCAAGUCUAUCACUGCAUGAUCCCAGUGAUAUUGACACAGCUCUUCUGAACGAUAUUGAUGAUAUGCUUCAGCUCAUCAACAACCAGGACAUGGAGUUUGGCAGCCUGUUCGACCACCCGCAGUUUGGUUCAGGGCCCCCCCUUGCCCCGGACCCUCCGGCACUGUCCCUCACCGGCGCCGCUCUGCCGGCCCCUGCCCCCUCGUCCGCAGCCCCCUCCUCGUCCACCACCUCCACCACCUCCUCCAUCCUGAGCAGCAGCCCCCACCUGGACGCCCUGCUUGGGCCCCCCAUCUCGCGCAGUUCCACCUCCCCAGACAAGCUCUUCCAGCCGCACACCUUCCAGCAGUCCCCGCUGGCCCAGGUGGCCCCGGCACCUGCCCCAACAGCCGUGCGACCAAAGCAGGCGGCAACUCUUCAGAUCCAGCCUGCCAGUGCGCCCGCACCACUGCCCGCUCCUGGCCCCUUGCUCGUGGGGAAGACGACGACCUACAGUCCCCCUAACCCCCAAGCCCUCUUCAGUUCUCCCUCAAGCCCCCAGCAACAACCACAACCACAACCGCAGCAGCAGCAGCAGCAGCAGCAGCAGCAGCUGGUCUACACUAGCCAGGCUGCAUACCAAGCGGUGAACCAGGGCAACCCAGCUCAGAUGGCUACUAGCCUGUCCACCUCGCCCCAGAGCGUCCAGUCAGUGACCAUCCAGGCCCAGGUGCAGAACUUGUCCAGCUCCCCCAUGUUUACCACUGCUUCCAGCACAACUACGCAGACCAUCUCCCAACACUUGCAGCAGGUUCCUGUCCUGCUGCAGCCGCAGUUCAUCAAGGCAGAGUCUCUGCUGCUCACCACCCUCAAGCCGGACACCGGCACCAUGGUGACCACCAUGGCCACACCCUGCACCACCCUCACCUCCACCACCUCGCCAAUCCAGAGCACUUCACUGCAGGCCCUGAUGAGUGGAGGCACCAUCCUCACCACGGUCCCGCUCGUCAUGGACACAGAGAAGCUGCCCAUCAACCGCAUCGCCAUCAGCAGCAAGCCUGGCUGUCUGCCGCACAAGGGCGAGAAACGUACGGCACACAACGCCAUCGAGAAGCGAUACCGCUCCUCCAUCAACGACAAGAUCCUUGAGCUCAAAGACCUGGUCGCUGGGACCGAAGCCAAGCAGCUCAACAAGUCCGCAGUGCUGCGCAAGGCCAUCGACUACAUCCGCUACAUGCAGCAGUCCAAUCAGAAGCUCAAGCAGGAGAACAUGGCUCUCAAGAUGGCCACCCAGAAGAACAAGUCGCUGAAGGACCUUGUGGCCAUGGAGGUGGAUGGGCCGAAGAUGGAGGUCAAGAACGAGCUGCCCACGCCUCCACCCUCGGAGGGCGGCUCGCCCGACAACAGCCCCUUCCCCCACUCCAGCAGCGACUCGGAGCCCGACUCCCCCAUGGUGGAGGACAGCAAGAUGGAGCGUGCUGGGGCGGGCAGUGCGGGGAUGCUGGACCGUGCCCGUCUGGCCCUGUGUGUCUUCACCUUCCUCUUCCUCUCCUUCAACCCACUCUCUGCCCUGCUAUGUGGGGCUGACCUCAGCAGCUCCUCUGCUGCCACUGGCGGUCAGGGCGCGGGCAGGAACAUUCUGGGUGUGGGACAGAACGCGGAGUCUCAGGGCUGGCUGGACUGGAUGCUGCCCACCCUGCUGGUGUGGAUGCUGAAUGGGGUGCUGGUGGUCGGGGUGCUGGUCAGACUGCUGGUGUACGGAGAGCCCGUCACCAGACCCCACUCCGGCUCCUCCGUGCUCUUCUGGAGACACCGCAAGCAGGCUGACCUGGACCUCGCUCGGGGUGACUUUGCCCAGGCCUCCCAGAACCUGUGGACGUGCCUGAAGGCACUGGGCCGCCCGCUGCCCAUCUCUCAGCUGGACCAGGUGUGUGCAGCGCUGUGGGCCGGCCUGAGGCUGUGCCUGCAGCGUCUGUGGGUGGGCCGCUGGCUGGCCGGGAAGGCUGGGGGACGCCUGCGUCACGACCGCCCCCUGCAGGAGGACGCGCGCAAGAGCAGCCGUGACGCCGCCCUGGUCUACCACCGCCUGCACCAGCUGCACAUGACUGGUAAGCUGUGCGGCAGCCAUCUCGAGGCCAUCCACAUGGCCCUGAGCGCGGUCAACCUGGCGGAGUGUGCUGGAGACUGCCUGCCCGUGGCCACGCUGGCCGAGAUCUACGUGUCCGCUGCCCUGCGCGUCAAGGCCAGCCUUCCCAGGGUCCUUCACUUCACCUCACGAGUGUUCCUGAGUAGUGCCCGGCAGGCCUGUCUCUCCCCCAGUGGCAGUGUCCCUCCAGCCAUGCAGUGGCUCUGCCACCCCCUGGGCCACCGCUUCUUUGUGGACGGGGACUGGAACGUGCGCAGCUCCCCCCGCGAGAGCAUCUACAGCCAGGCCGGAAACGCAGUGGACCCACUGGCCCAGGUGACCCAGGCCUUCCGGGAGCACCUGCUGGAGAAGGCCCUGUACUGCGUGGCUCAGCCACACGGAGAGAAGCCCACCAGCGAGGGCGAGGGUGAGUACUCUGACGCUCUGGAAUACCUGCAGCUGCUGACCAGUGCUUCAGAUGCCGCUGGAGCAACAACGCAGUGCUUUGCCAUCGGCUCCAAUAUGGCUACUGUUACAGGCUGUGACCCACACUCCAAGUGGUGGUCAUCUGUGGCCAUCGUGUUCAUUAACUGGCUGCAAGGAGACGAUGCAGCAGCCGAGAGGCUCUACCCAGCCGUGGAGCACCUGCCACGCAGUCUACAGGCGGCCGAGAGCCCGCUGCCCAAGGCAGCCCUGAGCGUGUUCCGGGCAGUGCGCACCCUGCUGGCCAGACCCGAGAACUACCAGCUGAGCCUGAGCUACUGCGAGAGAGCCAGCGGCCUGCUGAGAGAUAGCCUCAAUCUGGGGCCCCACUGCCACUGCAACGCCAUAGACAAGGUGGUGCAGCUGCUGCUGUGUGACCUGCUGUUGGUGACGCGCACUAACGUGUGGCGCGCGCUGCAGAGCCAGGGGGCCCCAGCACCAGCGUCGCCUGCUGCCUCCCAGGCGUCUCCGGCCGAGCUGCACGGCUUCCAGCAGGACCUCAGCUCCCUCAGGAAGCUUGCGCAGACCUUCCGGCCCGCCAUGCGCAGGUUGUUCCUGCACGAGGCUACCGCUCGCCUGAUGGCCGGGGCAAGCCCCACUCGCACACACCAGCUCCUGGACCGGAGCCUGCGCCGCCGCACCACUCCUGGAGCCAAGACAGAGGAGGAGUGUGAGACACGGCCUGGCCAGCGGGAGCAGGCGGAGGCGGUCAUGUUGGCGUGCCGCUAUCUGCCGCCCUCCUUCCUGUCGGCGCCAGGGCAGCGCGUGGGCAUGUUGGCCGACGCCGCCCGCACGCUGGAGAAGCUCGGGGACAAGCGCACCCUCCACGACUGCCAGCAGAUGAUCAUCAAACUGGGCAGUGGCACCACCGUCACGUCCACCUAAACACCGCAAAACUCUUCCACACACACACACAUACACACACUUUCACACAGACAUGAUUCACUUGGACAAAUGCCAUGUAUUAUAAACAAACACACACACCACACACCAGUGGAACAAGUACACACACACACACGCACACAUACUCUCACACACUCAGACCCACAGUUCCUUUGUGAGCGUUGUUUCUUGACGUUAUUUGGGUACAUGGCCUUUUCCGAUCCCACUCUGCUGUUUGUAGAGAUGAGUACAGCCUAGGUGAGGGUGUGUCUCCUGCCCUUUUCUCUCUCAUUUCAGUACCCCAUCAGACAUUUUCACACUUGUCAGCCCCUCCUCUGAUAAGACAUCCAGAUAGAAUGUUAUCACCAUGUAAUAAUAAUGAUUAUUAUUAUUAUAAUAUAAAAAAAAAAACAUUUGCAUUUUUAUAUAUGAAUUUCUAUGUAAUCAUAUUUAUAGCUUCCCUUGAAAACAGAAUUGGGUUGGUUUUGAUGUUUUUGGGCUGCUGAGAGCUGCACUGUAGUGUCAUGCUCUGGCCACUGGGUGGCGUGUUGAUGACUGUGGCUGAACUGGAACACCAGAGUUGAGAAUGUUGAGUGCUUUCUGGAGGGGCUUGAACAACUCCCCUUUUCCAUAGCUGCACGACAAAUAUGGAUCUAGAUGCACAUAUGUAAGCAGUCUGUCUUUCUUUCCUCUUGUUGGUGUUUGUUUACCUGUGUAACAGCAGGAAAUGUAUUUGCUCAUUCAGAAAUAGAACAAUUUGUGUUUUCCUUUGUAUAUAUUUUAAAAGUGUAUUUAUAAAGUUGUGUAAAAGAAAAGGAUUUGGAUCAUCAGUAUUUCGCAGUAGUCUCUUGUGACCCAUGGGAGCUCUGGCAUUGGACCCGCGACAGUGUUACUUCUGAGAAUGAGAGAAAGGUCGUUGGUGUCUUUGAAAAUGUCUUUGAAAGAUUUGAAUCCAAUUUGAGUAUUUAAAGAUUUUUUGCACUAUAGUUGGAGAAGAAAAACGUUGUUAGUGUCUUUGUAGCGUCCUCUGUGAGGAGGCGCUGGCUGCCUUGGCCAGGUGCAAGGUGUCCGGGUGGAGCUGGGAGGUUUGCCCCUUUUAUUCCAACUGGACAGAUAACAUGAAUUGUACAUUUUGUUCAUGGAGUCAUGAUAUAUCCAAAGACAGUUUUGUUUUACAUGGAGAUUGGGGGGACAGUAUCCAGACUAUGAGUAUCCCAAAUCAGCGCUUAGACCUAUUUAGACCCAAGUCUAAAGAGAUAGCCUAUGUGAUCUUUUCACAGAACAGCUCAUGUAGCCUGGCUGUCACCAGCUCACGUUAACUUUUCAUUUGAUCGAGUGUCAACUGGAAAUAUUUACUGUAUAUCAUUUCCUCCCCUUCUACUGAUUUUACUCUUCAGAAUGUAAAUAAAAAUCUGUUUUUGUAACUAUU